This is a messenger RNA of Cryptococcus wingfieldii CBS 7118, 363 nucleotides long. RefSeq lists its product as hypothetical. Lineage: Eukaryota; Fungi; Basidiomycota; Tremellomycetes; Tremellales; Cryptococcaceae. The record is from RefSeq and is a predicted model, not a curated record. The transcript is spliced from 2 exons. Bases 1 to 363 code for a protein of 120 amino acids.
AUGGCCGGUUGCCAUCUGGACCCCACACCAUGCCCUUCCCACCCCCUCGCCUCCCUCACCCGCCACCACUCCAUCCCCUCCCCGCCGCCUCUGCCUCCAGUCUCCACCCUCGCUGAAACGGCUUUCGCCGACCCCGUCACGAGCCGGGAAGCGGUGGGAGAGGCGUAUAGGGAGGGAGGUGCAGCGGUACUCUAUGUGACGAUUACGGGGAUUUACUCGAGUACUCUGAUUGUGGGGAUUGCGUUGUUGUUGAGGGACGCGAGGUUGGGUGAUUUGCAGAGGAGUUUGCCCGAGGAGGAGCGAGAGGGUGAUAAGGGGGUGGAGACGGGGCGAGGGGGGGAAUACGGCGGAGAGAAGGAGUGA